AUGAGAAUGAUAAGAUCUUAGCCGCAAGCGGGUGUCAAAGUAGAUGUGUAUCAGAUUGUCAAGCAGGUACUGAAGUCGUUCUGUAGUUUAAGACGAAUAGUUGUAUCUUGGAUACAACAGUAUGUACGUAUAAUUAAGCUUUUAGAGAAAUGUAAACCAGAUGUUGUUUGAAGAAUACAACGAAAAAUCAUACCCAAUAUCCCCAGUUGCCUCAAGCCAUACUGAAGAUGACAGUGCUCAAAAUACCAUAAGUGAUGGUGAUGAUGUGUUCAGCACCGAAGACGACGUUUACGGAUUGCUGUUGUAAAAGAAAAAAAUGUUUAAUUGUUCUGACAAAUCUAUCACUCGCGGUUAUUCUAACCUUCAUAAGGAUCUGUAGUCUCUUACAGAUUUCAACCUCCUGCCAAACACUUGAUUUCACCGCACAAUCCGUCAUACAAGCUGAAGAUCUAUCAAUUGUCAAAUAUUACUUCGAUACAUGUGUAAGCACUUGUGAAUCAGAAGCCUCCGAUGAAACCAAAGCUGAAUACGAAGCUAUGAUGCAAGAUCAAAACAAUUUACAAAGCUUGAAAAACUUAGGAUCCGAUGUCAUGGAUUGGGUUGUAAGAAUUGUAAAUUGGUCUGAAAAGGAUAUGUUGAAAAAUUAG
This is a messenger RNA of Mycotypha africana, 647 nucleotides long. RefSeq lists its product as uncharacterized. Lineage: Eukaryota; Fungi; Mucoromycota; Mucoromycetes; Mucorales; Mycotyphaceae. The transcript is spliced from 2 exons. The coding region runs from base 255 to 647 and encodes 130 amino acids. The record is from RefSeq and is a predicted model, not a curated record.